Molecule: messenger RNA, 1118 nt
Organism: Numida meleagris (helmeted guineafowl)
Lineage: Eukaryota; Metazoa; Chordata; Aves; Galliformes; Numididae
Gene: CLDN23
Product: claudin 23
Exons: 1
Coding region: 148-849 (233 amino acids)
Biological process (GO): bicellular tight junction assembly; cell adhesion
Cellular component (GO): bicellular tight junction; plasma membrane
Molecular function (GO): structural molecule activity
Source: RefSeq, a predicted model, not a curated record
CGGCUCCUCCCUGCCUGCACUUCCUCCUGCUGCUCACAGUUCCCGCAGCCUGCCCAGCUCACCGGUCACUGCUGCACGAGAAACCCAGCUUUCAGCAAGCAGAAGCAGCAGGAUUCAGAGAGCCACCCUGGAGCCCACCCUCCCAGCAUGCGGACGCCAGCUGUGAUGAUCGUGGGGCUGGUGCUGUGUCCCUGCGGGCUACUGCUGACACUGACGGGCACGCUGGCACCCAACUGGAGGCAGGUGAGCCUCAUCCCCGAGCAGCCCUCCGACCUCAUCUUGGAGCAGGGCAUCUGGGACCUGUGCAGGGAGCGGCAGAGCACCCACGAUCGCCUCUGCGGGCAGGAGGAUGAGCUGGGCUACUUCAAGGAGGUGGCUGUGCAGGUGGCGCGGGGCCUGAUGCCCAGCUCGCUGGUGCUCACACUGUUGGGCUUGGUGGUGGCUGCCCUGGGGGUGCGGUGCUGGCAGAAGGAACCCCAGCAUGCAGUGGCUGGCGCUUCAGGGCUCGUGCUGCUGCUCUCAGGGCUGCUGAGCCUGGUGCCUGCUUCCUGGUACACCCAUGAGCUGGAGGUACUGCCUGCACCCUCUGGUGCUGCGCUGACUGUGGGUUACAGUUUGGUGCUGAGCUACCUGGGGAGCUGUCUGGAGAUCCUGGGGGGGCUGGCCCUCACCCUCAGCUUCCACCACUGCUGCAAGGAGCGCAGGGCCCCCAAAACUCCCCCCAGCCCAGUGUUGGAGCCUGGGCCACGCUCCAUCACUGGGGCCUACAGCAACCCUUGGGACGUGCUGGAGGAUGAGCGAGACGGGCGGCGUGGGAGGAGCACCCUGCCUUGUGACUCAGACCUGUAGCUCCAGCACGGUAAUAUGGCUUGAAGCUCUGCAGCCAGCCGUGCUCCCAGCUCUGCAACUGUGACAAAGCUGCGCUGGGUCCAGCCCUGGCUCCAGCCCCUCUGUGCAGCUCUUAGCUCAGUCCCUGUGCCGCGCACAGCUAAGGCAGCUGCAGUGUUCUCAUGCGAGCAGGCCACCGGUUAGUGCUGUGCAGCCUGCAGGGUGGGGGACCACAUGUCUCUGCUCAAUUCAGGGCUGUGCAAACAUCAAAAUAAAUGAGGAGGAACAGC